Molecule: messenger RNA, 1479 nt
Organism: Penicillium salamii
Lineage: Eukaryota; Fungi; Ascomycota; Eurotiomycetes; Eurotiales; Aspergillaceae
Source: the annotation of a GenBank genome assembly
AUGGUCAAGCGCAAGAGAACCGACGCUCCUAAGGAGGACAAGACCGCUGGAAGCCCUCCCAAGACAACCAAGUCCGCCCCAACUCCAUCCGAAACAUUGGAUGCAGCUCUCACUCUUCAAGUGAUCACCGGAUCUUAUGAGCGUGUGCUCCAUGGCUUCACGGCCGGCAUCCCAGCUUCCCAUCUCAAAGCGAAGAAUGACACCGUUCUGCCUACGAUUGAAUGUGCCGACACUUUCCUAUUUGAGGCCCAUGGCUCUGCAAUUCGUUGCCUGGCAUUGUCGCCGUUACCCAAGGCUACCGACUCCCCCGAUGCUCAAAAGGUGAUUCUUGCUAGCGGCAGUACCGAUGAGCGUAUCAACCUUUACUCUAUCUCUGCGGCACCCCCCGCCGUGAGUGAAGAAUACCCCUCUGUGCCGACUCUCGCCGGAAACAAGAUCCUCGAAAACCCUCGGAACCGUGAGCUUGGAUCUUUGCUGCACCAUACUGCCAGCAUCACCUCUUUGAGCUUCCCCUCGCGGAGCAAGCUGAUUGCGGCUGGCGAAGAUAAUACAAUUUCUAUCUCCAAGACCCGUGACUGGACUGUCGUAUCCUCCAUCAAAGCGCCAAACCCCAAGGUCCAAGGACGGCCCAGUGGUGACACAGCACCGCCUGGCGCUGCCCCGUCUGGUGUCAAUCACUUCGCUGUACACCCUAGCAUGAAAUUGAUGUUGAGUAUUGGAAGAGGAGAAAAGUGUAUGAGGUUGUGGAACCUGGUCACAGGAAGAAAAGCCGGUGUGUUGAACUUCACCAGAGAAAUGCUACAGGGUGUCAAGGAGUCAAGGUGGAGCACUGGAGAGGGUCGACGUAUCGCAUGGGACUCCGAAGGAGAGGAGUUCGCAGUUGCUUUUGAAUGGGGUGCCGUUGUAUUUGGUAUCGACUCGGUUCCGAGAUGUAGAUUGAUUCCUGGACCCAGGAGCAAGCUUCACCAAAUGAAGUAUGUCUCUCUGCCAGUGAAGGGUGGUGAGAAGGAAGAUUUCCUAGCCGUCACCACAGAGGAUGGCCGAGUGAUUCUCUAUUCCACCAAGGACCUGAAGACUGACGAAGAGGACACCGAAUGUUCUAUUCCCCACGCCACUCCUGUUGCUCAGCUUGGUGGAAAGCAAGCCGGAUUCCCCGGCCGCAUCAAGGAUUUCGAAGUCCUGAGCCUCGAAGGACAAGCGAAGGAAUACCACAAUGACGUUUUGAUUGUCACUGGUAACAGUGAUGGUGUUGUGCGUGUAUGGAAGGCCACUGGCAAGGAGAUUUCCUCCGCAAAGAAAGACAAGGAGACCACUCAGAUUGGGAAGCUCCUGACCACCGCUGAGACUGGUAACCGCAUCACCUGUCUGGCUGCCUUUGUUAUGCUGCCGGCCGAGGACCCCUCUACCCUGAUUGACUCUGGCGAUGACGACUCGGAGGAAGAUGAGGCGGAGUCGUCUAGUGAUAGCGACGAUGAGUAG